UGUACAAUAGGGAAGUUAUUGUUAUUGUACUGUCUUCACCGCUGCAUUAUUUUUUUUCUUCACAAAACAGAAACUCAUCUUGCUUUAUUCUUGGACUAAAAAGAGGACAAAAACAAAAUGUCUUUAUUGGAGCAGCAGCAGGGUUGGAACGCGGCCCCGCGGUGGGAGAUGAACCGCUAUACCACCAUGAGACAGCUGGGGGACGGGACCUUCGGCAGCGUGCUCAUGGGCAAGAGCAACGAAUCUGGAGAACUGGUGGCCAUCAAGAGGAUGAAGAGGAAGUUCUACUCGUGGGAUGAGUGUAUGAACUUACGAGAAGUCAAGUCUCUGAAGAAGUUGAGCCAUGCCAAUGUAGUGAAGCUGAAGGAGGUGAUCCGAGAGAAUGACCACCUCUACUUUGUCUUUGAGUACAUGAAGGAAAACCUCUACCAGCUGAUGAAGGACAGACAGAGAUUGUUCCCUGAGUCAGUGAUCAGGAACAUGCUGUUUCAGAUAUUACAGGGACUCUCCUUUAUCCAUAAACAUGGUUACUUUCACCGUGACAUUAAACCAGAGAACCUGCUCUGUAUGGGUCCAGAGUUGGUGAAGAUAGCUGACUUUGGGUUGGCCAGAGAGAUACGCUCCCAGCCUCCCUACACUGAAUACGUCUCAACUAGAUGGUACCGCGCCCCUGAGGUUCUCCUGAGGUCACAGUCCUAUAGCUCUCCUAUAGACAUCUGGGCAGUGGGCUGCAUCAUGGCAGAGCUCUACACACUCAGACCUCUGUUCCCUGGAAACAGCGAGGUGGACGAGAUAUUCAAGAUCUGCCAGGUGCUGGGCACCAUGAAGAAGAUGGACUGGCCCGAGGGCUACAACCUAGCCGCCUCGAUGAACUUUCGUUUCCCCCAGUGUGUCCCGACCAGCCUGCGCUUGCUGGUCCCCAACGCCUCCAAUGAGGCCCUGGUUCUGAUGAGGGACAUGCUGCAGUGGAACCCCCAGAAGAGACCCACUGCCAUACAGGCUCUGAGGUACCUGUACUUCCAGGUGGGCCAGGCGUUGGGUCCUCCACCUCAGUACCUGGAGGAGCACAAAUCCCAGAGCAGGACCGCAGCAGAUCAGCAGGCCUCCUCUACAGAGCCCAAACCUCUCCCCCUCUGCAAGGCCGACCUCCAGACCAUCUUAGAGACCCAGCCCCAGCCAACCCAGGGACAGGGCAGGGUUCAGAACCACCAGCCCCUCCAGCAGAUCCACCAGCCUCAACACAACACAGACCAUCACAGACACUCCAACACAGACUGGGAUGGACACAGCCAGCACCAGUACCAGCCAUCCCCACUCAGCCUGGUCAAACACACCCAGCCACAGAAAGCCACUCCAGCGGGGUGUGAGAACACCAUGUCAGGGUUCCGGAACGGUAGGAGGCGGUGGGGACAGACGUCAGUGAAGGCUGCAGACACCUGGGAUGAGGUGGAUGACUCUGACCUGGGCAUCUCCUUCUCCAAGAAACCCAGCAUCACAUCUCUCAGGGACAAACACCAGGACAACGACAACUACCGGUCUGCAGAGCCCAAGUCCAACACGUCAUCAGUGAAGCAGCACUAUCUGCACCAGUCCAGAUACCUCCCUGGCGUGAACCCUAAGACCAACAAGAGCAGCUUUCAGCAGCAGCCUGGAAGGAGUGUGUGGGCCAACUCCUCUUUAACCAGGGCACAGGGAGCAGGACUGCCACUUACUAAAGAUAACUUCCUGAGUAACACCUACAACCCUGCCAGCAGUAGCAGUUACACGUCAUCGUUUCAGAAGGAGAUGGGAUCAGCUGGACACAGGACCCAUCACCUAGCAACCGUAGGAGGCAACUCUGCUAAGUACGAGGGAUGGAAGACCAAGUCCAUGAAUCCUCAGAUCCCUGGAUCUUCUAGCCUCAACAGCAACAGUGGAGGGAAGAUCACCUCGUCCAGACCUCCUCCUAUCCAGCCUGUUCACGGACGGGUGGACUGGGCCACCAAGUACGGAGGAGGCCACCGGUAGCACAGCCCACUAUAGCCAUAUGACUGAGAAGAGUACCCAUUGACCCCACUAUAGCCAUAUGACUGAGAAGAGUACCCAUUGACCCCACUAUAGCCAUAUGACUGAGAAGAGUACCCAUUGAUUCCACUGUAGCCAUAUGUCUGAGAAGAGUACCCAUUGACCCCACUGUAGCCAUAUGACUGAGAAGAGUACCCAUUGACCCCACUAUAGCCAUAUGACUGAGAAGAGUACCCAUUGACCCCACUGUAGCCAUAUGACUGAGAAGAGUACCCAUUGACCCCACUAUAGCCAUAUGACUGAGAAGAGUACCCAUUGAUCCCACUAUAGCUAUAUGACUGAGAAGAGUACCCAUUGACGGUGUACUUCCUGAAUUGAAAUGGAAUUGGCUCCGACCCUGGUGGGCAUUAGAACAGUCAGAACCGUUUCCCCCUAUUCAGAAUCAACUCCGAGGAAGAUUUCAAUUUCCUGCAGAGCACCGUGAGUGGAGGGACACUCCAACUAGAGAGAAGAGGGACUAUUUCCUGCAGAGCAUCGUGAGCGGAGGGACACUCCAACUAGAGAGAAGAGGGACUGUUUCCUGCAGAGCACCGUGAGUGGAGGGACACUCCAACUAGAGAGAAGAGGGACUAUUUCCUGCAGAGCACCAUGAGCGGAGGGACACUCCAACUAGAGAGAAGAGGGACUGGUCAUAGGUCGUGGACUAUGAAGGGUUCCAUUUGGGACUACAGGAUGUGAUGUCAUGUAGCUAGCUAGCAUCGUUCCAGUCGGUGUACUGUACAAUAUUUCAGCAUUACCUUCAAUACAUGUUCGUUAUUCUUUUUCUAGAUUUAGGUGAGAGUUGACUAAAAAUAAAAGUAUUAUUUACUACUGAAGCAGCCAAUGAGUUCAAGUUAUCCAUUAUCCAUACUUAUUUUCUGUAAGGUAACAUUUGUCUGUAUAUCAAAUAUAAGUUUUGUUCAUAAAAAAAAAAGUGCCCAAAAAAAAGCUUGGUCUGGACAUUUCUUGAGAAAAAAAUCUUUGAUAAAAGUCCUUAUCGGUAUUUUCUUCUUGCUGAAUACUUUUCCGUGUCAUUGUAUGAGGAGAAGAACCUAUUGUUUUGCAUUUUCUAUGUCUUUAUUUAGAUUUAUAGUCAAAUAAAUUGUUGAUUUUUUUGUAAAGAUUUUUUUUUUUUAGAUUACACAUUUUCAAAAUUAAUAACUAUUAAAAUGUAGUACAUUGACAAAGAACAACAGUGAAUCAUUCUCUGGACAGACACUCUGAGACAAACUUUCAUGAAUAUGGGUAUUUUCAUACAUGUAUAUGCUUGUCUAGAGAGGUUUCAUUUGUCAGUGUUUCUUUACAUGAAUGUCAAUUAUGGCAUCAAAUUACUGUGUAUAUAAAAUACGUAAACAGCGAAUAUUAAACAUUGAAAUUCCUA
Messenger RNA from Oncorhynchus kisutch (coho salmon), 3424 nucleotides. Its product is annotated as serine/threonine-protein kinase MAK. The transcript is spliced from 14 exons. NCBI's taxonomy places the organism in Eukaryota, Metazoa, Chordata, Actinopteri, Salmoniformes, Salmonidae. Gene Ontology annotation, biological process: protein phosphorylation. Gene Ontology annotation, molecular function: ATP binding; protein kinase activity. Bases 118 to 2007 code for a protein of 629 amino acids. The record is from RefSeq and is a predicted model, not a curated record.